CUGCGCCUAAAUUCUCGCAGCAAUUUUACCACCUUUCUCUUUUGAAUUCAAACGGCAAACAUGGCAACUCCUGCACUUCUAGCCUCUUGGUUUCCUAAUCACAGUGCAAAGGCUCCUAGUAUGCGCAAUGCUCCAGCAUUCUACCGCAACCUGGAAGAAGCUCUUGAUCUGCGGCGCGCCGAGCGCAGCGUCUUCAUGGUGCGCAGCAAUGAGCCAGCCCCCGGGAGCAUUGACUUCAGCACCUUGGACUUUCUUCAUCUCUCUGCUAGUGGUGCCAUUCGUGCAGCGUUCCUUGAAGAGCUAGCGAAUAAUCCAAAAUUCGAGCUGGGUGCAGGUGGCUCCCGUUUGCUGAACGGCAACAGUGCAUACGUCGAAGCUGCAGAAGCCACAAUUGCUGACUUCCACAGUGGCGAGAGCGCGCUGCUUUUCCACUCGGGAUUCGAGGCCAACACAGCCAUCAUGGCUGCAAUUCCACGCCCAGGAGAUGCAAUUGUUUUUGAUGCAUUGUGUCAUGCCAGUAUGCACGAGGGUAUGCUUGCAAGCAAGGCACUAUGCAAGCAAUCUUUCAAACACAAUGACGUCGAGAACUUUCGUGAAGUUUUGCUGCAGGCUCUUGAAACAGAGCCACUGAUCAAACAGGGCAAACGGUCGGUACUGGUCUGUCUCGAAUCGAUGUAUAGUAUGGAUGGGGACGUGGCUCCCCUACGGGAGCUCAUCGAGGUCGCCAAAGAACUCUUCCCUGAUGGCAAUGCCCAGUUCUUAGUUGACGAGGCACAUACUACAGGUGUUCUUGGACACCAGGGUCGAGGUUUCGUGAAUGAGCUAGGCCUCGAGAACGAAGUUGCAAUUCGCAUGCAUACUUACGGGAAGGCAUUGGCCACAACAGGAGCCGUUGUGGUCUCUAAUCAAACCAUUCGUCAAGUACUCAUUAAUCAUGCUCGCUGCUUUAUCUAUUCAACCGCACCCUCUUUCCCUAUGGUUGCAGCCAUCAAAGCCGGAUACAAACUUAUGAAGACUGGCCAGACAGAAGCGUUGCAAGAAAACAUCCAGCGCCUGGUGAAACAUUUCUUCCAAGUCAUUACCGAGAAUCCAGUCUGGGACGAGGCAAAUGAAGAAGGUAUCCUGUCUAUUCCCCUUGCUGAAGACUGGGAGUCGCGUCCUUUCUUAACCCAAGUGGUGCCCGUAAUGACGCGCCAGCGGUAUACACUCUGGCUCUGCUAUCAUUUGCAACUGGCCAAGAUUUCAGCUUUCCCGAUCGAUUAUCCCGUGGUACCCAAGGGACAGGGGCGCCUACGUGUAGUCUUCCAUGCAACUAACACGGAGGCUGAAGUGGAGAAGCUUGCAGAAGCGAUCUGCGAAUGGGCACAGGAGAUGCUUGAUAUUGAAGAAAGUGGGAAAGGGAGCAGUAAAAUACCUAGUGCUGCCCGGCGAGUGCAGGCUCAGCAGGCGGCAGUGGAGGGAAAUGGGAAUGGCGUGCACGCAUGAAAAAGCCUUUGGAUCAUUUAGCCAAAAUGAUUAUUCCAAGGAAACCAUUCGUUAUUGGGACCUCGCUGUUAAGCAUACAGGUGCUCAUUCUUGAUAUGUAACUCUGGAUGCUGAUUCACCGAGUUAUUUCUUUU
Molecule: messenger RNA, 1619 nt
Organism: Xylona heveae TC161
Lineage: Eukaryota; Fungi; Ascomycota; Xylonomycetes; Xylonales; Xylonaceae
Product: class II aminotransferase/8-amino-7-oxononanoate synthase
Exons: 3
Coding region: 61-1485 (474 amino acids)
Biological process (GO): biosynthetic process
Molecular function (GO): pyridoxal phosphate binding
Source: RefSeq, a predicted model, not a curated record